Molecule: messenger RNA, 399 nt
Organism: Sinocyclocheilus grahami
Lineage: Eukaryota; Metazoa; Chordata; Actinopteri; Cypriniformes; Cyprinidae
Product: vacuolar protein sorting-associated protein 13C-like
Exons: 3
Coding region: 1-399 (132 amino acids)
Source: RefSeq, a predicted model, not a curated record
AUGGAGAACAUCGGAGAGGCGAGCAGUGUUCAAUCUGACACACCGAUCGGCUCAGAGGCAGCCCUCAAACAAGAUAGUGUGCUUGUCAGAGCACGUACAGCGACUGGCACUGAGUUUCUUGUGGAGAAGCUGUCUGAAAGUAAACCGAGGGAGACAGAGCUGCUGGAGAGUGUCAAAUUCAGCUUUAAUGUGGAGUCCCUUGGCCUUACUCUCUACAGUAACGAUCCUGCACAGCCCUCUGUACAUAAGGAGCCGUUGUGUUUAGGUGAAUUUAUGCUGUGUAAAAUGAAGACUUCAGGCAAAAUGUUUAGCAACGGUAACAUGGAGGUCUCCACCAUCCUCACCACAUGCACACUGGAUGACAGACGGAGCGGUAUUCAAAGAGUCACAUCCAGGUGA